Oncorhynchus kisutch (coho salmon) is the source of this 3166-nucleotide messenger RNA. RefSeq names its product homologous recombination factor with OB-fold (gene hrob). Bases 468 to 2318 code for a protein of 616 amino acids. The record is from RefSeq and is a predicted model, not a curated record. Lineage: Eukaryota; Metazoa; Chordata; Actinopteri; Salmoniformes; Salmonidae. Gene Ontology annotation, biological process: recombinational repair. The transcript has 9 exons.
UUACGUUUUACUUGAACGUGGCGGUACCAAUCUCACAAAAUUUCGCAUUUACAACAUCUUGCGUUGCUUGAAAAGUUACACAUUUUUUUACGGCAGCAAGUACUGAAUGGCUGAAUUAAAUGACAUCUACACUUUCGAUUGAUCUUAUGUAUCAAUGUAAAUAGACAGAAAAGACAUUCGACACGAGAUCGCAUUGCUGCUAUGACUUGCAAGUGGAAUGGAUUAUUUAACGUUGGGGAGGACUUCAAUGAUGAGGUGCUGCAAACUGAUUUACACAGUCAGUGAUUACCACCUGCUGAUAUGAUAGUUAUGACAGAUUAUAGCCCUCUGUAUAAAUUCUCACAUUGACAUCACAAGCAAUGUAGAGUACUGUUGUGAAACUAUUUAGUCUGAACACCUCUGGCUUUCUUGUGUGUGUGUGUGUGUGUGUGUGUGUGUGUGUGUGUGUGUGUUAGGAUCUACUUGAGAUGGACUGGUCUGCUCCAUCAGUGUCUGCUAGCACAGUGUCCUCUGCAGCACAGUCCUGUUUCCUCCGUUCAACUGCAGCAUCAACUCCUGCUGCCCCCUAUGGUCAGAAUAACUCACAUCAACCAUCCACAGAAGGCAUACUUGCCCAUAGGGGCCUGUCGAAUGGCCCAGGGUCAGAGAAUUCAACACCGAACAGUGUAGGGCAGUCUCCUACUUUGGGUUUGAGACAGCUCUCUACAUCUAAACCAUUGCCCUCAUUCCCUCUUCCCCCUCGCCACCUUCCUACACUGAGUAGGGGACUGUGUACAGUUACCCAACAGAGCUCCUCACCAGCUCAACAGAUGAAGUCAAACACAACAGGACAACAAGAGGCCCCCUCGCCGCAGGAUGACUUUGAUGAUUGGGAUGUUGACCUGGCAGACCUAGAUGAAAGUGACCCACAGAUGAGGACUUGGGCUCAGGUCCGAGAAACUGCUCCAGCUGCAGAUCUAACCAAGCCCAGCGAUGACUCUGUAUCCCCAGCCAAAAGACUACGGCCCACAGCCUGUGGUGGUGCUCAAACAGGGCCCAAUGUGGGUCUGAGAGGAUUCAGUACCUCUAACCAAAUGUCUGGUCUUCCCAGUAGUAGUAGUAUACUCCACAGGUCCUCAUUCCCUGGUCCCUUCCCCUCUCCCCGCCCUGAUCCUAGUGGUACUUUCCUCCUAGCUCCACCCCAGAGCCCAGUGUUUCCUGGCCUCACCAUGGCCUCCUGCCCCUUCCCCAGGCCUGUGACCCCCAGGCCAGUCAAAGGGCUUCCUUCCCAGGUACAGAGGCCCUGGGCUACACCUCUGGCUCAGGGACGCAGCCUUUUUGACCCCAUCUCCCCAGCCCCCUCUAGUAGGUUUGGUGGACCCAUUUCUUCCCCCAGUCUCACCCCCCGUUCCCUCCACACGCCCGUCUUCACUAACCACUUGAUUCAGCUGGUGUCCAACUCCAACAAGACCCCCCAGAGACCGGGUUCUGACCACAUCCGUCCCAAUACCCGCCGCUUCCCCGGGCCUGCAGGAAUCCUACCACAACAGCUCCAUGGGCAGAGCCUGGAUGACAUCGUGGUGGCCAUUCCUCAGACACCUGCACAUGGGGCCGUGGCUCGACUGCCCAGUCAGGUUCCCAGCUCUCAGACUGAGGAAGAGGAUUUCAGUGGAGGUCCGUGGGCAGCGAUGAAGGCAGAGAUGGGAUUGGACGAAAGGAACUCCUCCUGUUUUCUGCACUCUUACAGCGUGGCCAUGGUACUCCGCAAGGCGGCCCUGAAACAGCUGGUGAAGAACAAGGUCCCCAACAUGGCUGUGGUACUAAAGAGCAUCCUCCACACACACGCUGAUGCCAAGGCUGUGUUCAGGGAUCGCACAGGAGAGAUGCAGGGCACAGUGCACCGGCGCCUCCUAGAGGACAGACUGGGGGAGCUCAAGACGGGGGUGGUACUGCUGCUCAAACAGGUAGGUGUGUUCUCUCCAUCCCACCGUAACCACUACCUGAACGUGACACCCAACAACCUCCUGAGGAUCUACCCUCCUGACGGCUCGACCCCGUCCUCCACACAGAGCCAGCUGCUCCCACUCCCCCCGGAGCCAAUGUUGGAAUCAUCUGAUCACUCCUCCAGUGUCCCAGGAGCCCCUGUGUCUCAGAUGGAGUUGUUCUAUGAUAAUGAUGAUGAAGAGGAUGUUCGGGCCCCACAGGUCACUGCAGACUCUGGUGCUGGCUCCUCUAGUGUUCCACAGGGCCCGCCUGCUGCACCACUGGACCUGUCCUGGGACGCAGAUGACCUUGAUGAGCUUCUAGGGGAGUUGCCUGUUGAGUCCUACUGCCUCUGACACCUGCCCACCUACCCCUUACGGACAAGGUACAUUUAUACAGGGGAGAUGUAGGACAUCUAAGCUGUCACUUACAUGUGGUUUUGAGUUUGGCGCAUUCUGACCGCACGUUGGAUGCCUUUCUACCUGAUUCCCCUGGAGAAUCUUGUCGCCUGAAGUGCUAUCAUUUUGUGUUUGGUGUGCUGUGACCAUUAAUCGCACCAUUAUAAAUUGCAUGUCGGCCGUGUGGGGGGAAAAACUCUGAGAUGUUGGGAACUGGGACUGUCGCUCCCGCGUCUCCCCAAUUUGAAUGAAGCUUCACUACCCAUACUGCUACGGGUACAUCCCAUACUGCUACGGGUACAUCCCAUACUGCUACGGGUACAUCCCAUACUGCUACGGGUACAUCCCAUUACUGCUACGGGUACAUCCCAUACUGCUACGGGUACAUCCCAUACUGCUACGGGUACAUCCCAUACUGCUACGGGUACAUCCCAUACUGCUACGGGUACAUCCCAUACUGCUACGGGUACAUCCCAUACUGCUACGGGUACAUACCAUACUGCUACGGGUACAUCCCAUACUGCUACGGGUACAUCCCAUACUGCUACGGGUACAUCCCAUACUGCUACGGGUACAUCCCAUACUGCUACGGGUACAUCCCAUACUGCUACGGGUACAUCCCAUACUGCUACGGGUACAUCCCAUAGACAGUCAUUCCCCUGUUUGAAGACCUGCUGGAUGAUGUUUUGUAUAUUUUUUUCUUCACAAUGCAGUCUUCUCUAAAUCAUAGCUAACUACUGUAUGUGCACAUAAUGUCUUGUAAAACAUGUAUAUAUUAAAGAAGACUUCUGUUCAAUAAUACACAA